AUGGCUUUGUCUCGUCUCGGCGUCUGUCUGCUCUGCGCGUACGUCGUGUGUCAGUUCGGCUCGAUCGUUGCGCGAGAGAUUUAUCAAGCAGACGAUGAUCUAGCUGUGGCAGCCACUCACCAUGGCCAUCAUCACGAGGAAGGCGGCGGUGGAGAGCAUCACUCCGACCACCAUAGCAAACACGGUGAGAAAGGCGACAAAGGUUACAAAUCGUCCCAUCAUCACGAGAAAGGCGAGAAGGGACACCACGACAAGGAUCAGCACAGUGGCCACUACGACGAGCACGAGGGCCACAAGAAGAGCCAUCAUCACGACGACGGUUAUUACUCCGAGCACCACAAGGGCGAGAAGGGCGAGAAAGGGCACAAGUUUCACGAGGAGGGUCACUAUGGAAAGGGGCACAAGACAAAGGGGCACCACGAGGUGCACAAGUUAGACGAGUACAAGAAGGACAAGGAGUUCUUCGACGAGCAUCACGAUUCCGGGCACCACGAGGACCAUGGCGGACACCAUCACGAACACGGUCACAAGAAGGGCGGGCAUUUCAAGAAGGGACACCACGACCACGGUGAUCACGAGGAUCAUUACGGGAAGAAGGGACAUCAUGAGAAGGGACAUCAUCAUCACGAUCACAAGGGACACAAGAGCGAAGGUGGACACGAUGAACAUCACAGUCAUCACUCUCACCAUGGAAAGAAGGGGGGACACGACGACCACAAGUCGUGGGGAUUCAAAAAAGGACAUUGAAUACUUGGACGAUUCAUAUUGAUUUGUUGAACGUUUUGUUGAGAUUGAGCUUUGUAUCUGAUGAAAAUAAAUGUAAUUUUUCAAAGAGUCACGCGUUGAGU
Messenger RNA from Frieseomelitta varia, 848 nucleotides. RefSeq names its product histidine-rich glycoprotein-like. The transcript has a single exon. NCBI's taxonomy places the organism in Eukaryota, Metazoa, Arthropoda, Insecta, Hymenoptera, Apidae. Bases 1 to 747 code for a protein of 248 amino acids. The record is from RefSeq and is a predicted model, not a curated record.